Molecule: messenger RNA, 866 nt
Organism: Dioscorea cayenensis subsp. rotundata (Guinea yam)
Lineage: Eukaryota; Viridiplantae; Streptophyta; Magnoliopsida; Dioscoreales; Dioscoreaceae
Product: thioredoxin 1-like
Exons: 2
Coding region: 36-605 (189 amino acids)
Cellular component (GO): cytoplasm
Molecular function (GO): protein-disulfide reductase activity; oxidoreductase activity, acting on a sulfur group of donors, disulfide as acceptor
Source: RefSeq, a predicted model, not a curated record
CAUCUCCUCUUCGUCUUCCCUCCAUUCCAUCAUCAAUGGUUGAGGCUUACCCUGCGCCUCUCUGCUUAUCGUGCGCCACUCUCAUGGCGCCGGAGCCUUCUCCCCUCCUCUCACUAGCCCGUCUCCCUAAUCGGUUCUUCUCCUUCUCUCGUGGUCUCGAUGGUCGUGGGAUUCGAUCCAUCCCUUCCUCUUAUUCCCCCUUGUUGGCCUGGAAGAGGAGGUGGAGACGAGGUUCGGCGACGAGAAAUUUUUCCUCCAAUGUUUGUUGUGCUUUAUCUGAAGCUCCUGAAGUGAUAACUGCAUCCUCCUGGAAUACUGCUAUUCUCCAGAGCGAUGCCCCGGUUCUUGUUGAGUUUUGGGCAUCAUGGUGCGGGCCAUGCAAAAUGGUCAAUCGAGUGUUUGAGGAGAUCGCACGGGAGUAUGCUGGAAGAGUAAAAUUUUAUAAACUCAACACUGAUGACUACCCACAAGUUGCAAUUUCCAAUAGUGUUGAACGAAUACCAACAGUUAUACUGUUCAAGAAUGGAGAGAAAAUACAGAGCAUUACUGGUACCUUGCCCAAGUCUGUUUAUGUUACAGCAAUUGAGCAAUCUUUAACUAACUAAUGAGCAGCCAGGUGGUUUUUUUUAAUCCAUUAGUGCUUUUCUCAUUGAUUUAGGAACCCCUCUUGUGCCACCUACUGGGUUUCUGUUUUAUUGAAAUAUGACUGUCCCGGGUGUAGUAAUUCUCUGCCUGAGUGCCUGUAUCUAUAUGUGUUGUAUAUUGUUGUCGUACCAAAAGCAUUGGUGUAUAUUUGAUUUUUUUCAAAUUUAACAAAAUUCAAGGCUGUUCACUGAGUCUAUUCAGGAAUGAACCUUGUUCUUCAA